Messenger RNA from Thelazia callipaeda (thelaziosis nematode), 1617 nucleotides. The record is from the annotation of a GenBank genome assembly. NCBI's taxonomy places the organism in Eukaryota, Metazoa, Nematoda, Chromadorea, Rhabditida, Thelaziidae.
AUGUGGUAUUUUUUCUGUGAUAUUACAAACGCCUCAGUUGUAUUUUUGUAUUUUCUUGUUGUAUUUUGUAUUAUUCGUUCACUCUUUAGCUUGCAAACUACUGUGAUAACUCGAGAAAAGCAAUUAGAAGCGUGGAGUCGAUUAGUUGUUGACUAUUGUCAAUUUUAUAAAAUUUAUACAUUAGACUUGGCUGAUAUAUCUAAUUCGGAAUUGUUUGUUAACAAUACGCUUAAUAGAAAAUUGCCGUCAGCUGGUGUAAGAGCUGUAUUUGAAUACCUCGAGCAUAAAAGGCACAUUGACUGGUUGGAUAAAAAUAAGAACAGGUGCCAUAUUUAUUGGAGGCGUCCAGAGGAGUGGGCUAUACUGAUUUACGAGUGGGCUGUAAGUAACGGCUUACUGAAUACUCCGUGUACUCUUUAUGAAAUAACUCAAGGAGACGACGUAGUACAAGAAUCUUUUUACGGUCUUGAUAAAGACGUGUUACUCAAGUCUCUAACAGUUCUUGUUGAUCAGCGCCGUGCUCAGCUUAUUAAUAUUGGAACAGAAGCAGAAGGCGUGAAAUUCCUUCAAAAAGUUGCUUUCGAAAAGUAUUUCUGUUUUCAGGUUACAACUGUAAAUCAUACGGGUUCAGGUUUUUUGAGCUCCAAAAAAGUGAUUGAAGAAGGUGACAUUGUCAUUAUUUAUGUCAAUUAUGGUACAUGUUAUGCAAUAGAAGUGAAGCGUGGCCUUAUUCUCACAAUGAAAUAUGGUGCUUUAAAGCAUGACUAUCUUAUAGGAAAGUGUUAUGGAUCUCGCAUCAGUGCGACUGCGGGUUACGUCUAUGUGUUACGUCCUAAUGCUGAAAUGUGGACUCGUGCUUUGCUUCGGCGAACACAGAUUAUUUAUACGCCAGACUGCGCUUUGAUUUUGAUGUUAUUAGACGUGAAACCAGGAUCGGUAGUUUGCGAAUGUGGUACUGGAAGUGGCUCACUGUCCCAUGCAUUAGCUAUGGCUAUUGCACCUGUAGGACAUCUAUAUACUCACGAUAUUGAGGAGUCAAGAGUGAAACAAGUAGAACUUGAAAUGAAGAAACAUGGGUUAGGCGAUGUUACGACAUGUGUGCAUCAAAACGUUGUUGAGGAUGGAUUUUUCGUAGCAAAUGCUUGCGAUGCAGUUUUUCUAGAUCUUCCAGCUCCGUGGUUUGCAAUUGCACACGCAAAACGUGCUCUGAGUCGAUCACGUGGUGGGCGUAUUGUCAGCUUUUCACCUUGCAUAGAGCAGGUACAGAGAACAUGCAGUGCUCUUCAUUGCGAGGGUUUUGUGCAAAUCAGUACUGUAGAAUUAGUACCAAGAAAGCUGAAAGUUUGUGAAAUGAAUAUGAGUACGUUGGAAUCGUUUAAUGCACCGCCUGUUGUGGUUGGCAAGAAGAGACAUUUGGAAAGUAAAGAAGAUGACUCUAUUACGUCAAAAUGUCGUAAAACAGACGAUAGCGUGGCUGUUGCGCCAUCAGUAACAAAGUAUGUAAAAGAGCAGAACAGCAGUAAAGUUUACACAUCGACUCUACUACCGUUCCCAGCAGCACAGCCAACUCAUACUGGCUACAUUAUCUCGGCAACAUUUUUACCAUCAGUUUCUUAA